UGGCCCGGAGCGUGGACUGCGGUCCCGGGAGGCGAGCUAGCAGCUGGUUAGUGAUCUGGGGAAAUUCAGAUUAUUAGGUUCCUGCAAGCUAUUCGGGAGCUGAUCAAGAUUUCAAGCUAAAGAUGGUGGUGAUGAACAGCCUGAGGGGGAUUCUUCAAGCAGCUCCACACAAAUUGCUGUGGAGAAAGUUCCAGAUUCUGAGGUGCAUGCCAGCAAGGCUCUGCAGCCUCUACACGUGCACUUACAAAACCCGGAAUCGAGCCUUGCACCCACUCUGGGAGAACGCAGACCUGGUUCCUGCAGGUGAUCGACAGUCACCCAUCAACAUCCGGUGGAGAGACAGUGUUUACGAUCCUGGCUUAAAACCACUCACCAUUUCUUAUGACCCAAACACCUGCCUCCACAUCUGGAAUAAUGGGUACUCUUUCCUUGUGGAAUUUGAAGAUUCUACAGAUAAAUCAGUGAUCAAGGGAGGACCCCUGGAACACAAGUACCGACUGAAGCAGUUCCAUUUUCACUGGGGGGCCAUCGAUGCCUGGGGCUCCGAGCACACUGUGGAUAGCAAAUGCUACCCAGCAGAGCUGCACUUGGUACACUGGAAUGCGGUCAAAUUUGAAAGCUUUGAGGAUGCAGCACUGGAAGAAAAUGGUCUGGCCGUAAUAGGAGUAUUUUUAAAGCUGGGCAAACAUCAUAAAGAGCUACAGAAAUUGGUGGAUACUCUGCCAUCAAUUAAGCACAAGGACGCCCUUGUGGAAUUUGGGUUAUUUGACCCUUCCUGCCUAAUGCCUACCUGUCCAGAUUAUUGGACCUACGCAGGCUCUCUGACUACUCCGCCCCUCUCUGAGUCUGUCACCUGGAUCAUUAAGAAGCAGCCAGUAGAGGUUGACCAUGAUCAGCUUGAACAAUUUAGGACCCUGCUUUUUACUUCCGAGGGAGAGAAAGAGAAAAGAAUGGUGGACAACUUCCGUCCCCUUCAACCCCUGAUGAAUCGCACUGUCCGCUCAUCCUUCCGGCACGAUUAUGUGCUGAAUAUACAUGUGAAAACCCCAAGCCUGCAACCAGCCAAGUGACCCCCUAAAACAUUUGUAUCUAGGUGGUAUUUUGCUUUAAUACAUGCUAACUUUCAAAAAAUUGUUAACUAGACUAUUCUAAAUGCGUGUGUUUAGUAAUGUUUCUAGAUGUGCAUUUCUUGGUCUGGAAGUGC
Otolemur garnettii (small-eared galago) is the source of this 1204-nucleotide messenger RNA. It is a transcript of the gene CA5B, whose product is annotated as carbonic anhydrase 5B. Gene Ontology annotation, molecular function: carbonate dehydratase activity; zinc ion binding. Lineage: Eukaryota; Metazoa; Chordata; Mammalia; Primates; Galagidae. The record is from RefSeq and is a predicted model, not a curated record. Bases 123 to 1070 code for a protein of 315 amino acids. The transcript is spliced from 8 exons. Gene Ontology annotation, cellular component: cytoplasm; mitochondrion.